This is a messenger RNA of Capronia coronata CBS 617.96, 1335 nucleotides long. RefSeq lists its product as uncharacterized. The coding region runs from base 1 to 1335 and encodes 444 amino acids. The transcript has a single exon. NCBI's taxonomy places the organism in Eukaryota, Fungi, Ascomycota, Eurotiomycetes, Chaetothyriales, Herpotrichiellaceae. The record is from RefSeq and is a predicted model, not a curated record.
AUGGGUGGAAUCGAUGUAGCUUCUGUCGUGGCAUCCAUCAUCUCAGCAUUCGGGAGUGGUCUGGAAGUGUUCCACCGCCUAAGCGGAAAGAAACGAAAGACCAGCGCGAGACCUCCUCGACCAUGGGAGGAAGAAGAAUGGAUCCAAGAUUCCCUCAAGAGCCGACCAUUGCAGAUCCAACAAGAAUACGAUCACAAUGUGGUCAAGUUCGGUCACCGCUUCGAGGUUGGCGACAGUACAGCUCAUUCGACUCUGGCACAUACUCUGCUGGUUCUCAAUACGGGGUUGAUCAAUCUGAUCAAUCAUGCACUGUCGACAGACCCGCAUUCGAAAGCCAUGUCCCAGAAAGCAUUGUUCACUCUCUCCGAAACUGCUGCUCUGGACACCCUGGCAGCUCUGGGUCAACUCCAGUCACGGCUAAGCCUCAGCGUUGCUUCAACGCCCAGACUGCCGUUGGAGCCGAAGGAGAGACAAAAGUUCACUGAUAACGCGACUCAAAUGUUCAAUGACAAGAAGAGUCAGAUCCCCCACAGUCGAAAGGGGAGCUCGGCGUCACUCUCCAAAACAUCGAAACGACCAUCUCCUGCCCCGCUCCUCGUGCGUGGAGGCUGGGUGAGGUCCAAGAGCGGAUCUUUGAUCAUCUCAGCAGCAACCGCCAGGAAAAUAGAAGGAUCCAAAGAAGCAAGGGGUGAGAAGGUCAAAGGAGCAAAGACCGAGAAGCAUAUUCGAAGCCAGUCGAAUCCAUCCAAUAUCAGCUCAUCCGCCUCUCCACAAGACUCACAUACUCGGAAGCGGUCUGAUGAUGCAGAGAACAAUGAAGCGGACUUCAGGGGUACUUACAAGGCCGGUGACCGACAACCUCAACGGCGGAAAACAUCCCAAGAUUGCAGACCAGAGGAGCACCCGCCGUUCCAGAGACAGAGACAGACAUCAGAUACAAAUCCACGGCCUCAAAGACAACCUAGCAUGCUGAUAGUGCCUGCGGACUUUUUCGACACCCCAGCAACGGGGAUGCAGGUUGAGAGCGUUGAACCGCCGCCUCGGCCUCCGAAGAUCCCUCUCGACACACGGCCUAGACUUAGACAUGGUCAUAAUCAUGGCAAUGGCAACGGCAAUGCACGACCGUCUUCGACCAUGACGUUCAUGACUGCCAGCACGAAAAUCGGCGAGAUUCCGGCAUCGCGAUGGCCUGAUGGGGUCGUGUCUACCGGGGAAUUAGGCUCGAGAAGACCGGCCUAUGUUGUGCCGCCUCCGCUCGAGACAGCCGAGCCGAAAAAGAAGAAAGGCCUCAAGUUCUGGAAAAGAGAGUGUAAGAGACAGGAGAUUGCUGCGUAG